Molecule: messenger RNA, 5104 nt
Organism: Amoebophrya sp. A25
Lineage: Eukaryota; Dinophyceae; Syndiniales; Amoebophryaceae
Source: the annotation of a GenBank genome assembly
UGAACGUGAACAACCUUCAUUGUUUUUCAGCUUUCCACUUUUUUUAGUGCUUGCGGUCACUUCGCGUAGUAUUCUCAUUAUUUAAGCGCUUUGAGCUGUAGUCUUUUCUUUGCCAUUCCCUCGAACAUAUAAUGGCUUCUUGAACUUCUUCUGAAUCCCUAUUUUUUCGUAACAUUUCAUUCUCAUUUCAACAACAAGAUGCCACGACAACAACGUGCGGCCAGUAAGGUCGCGGCGCAGAAGCCAAUGAAAAAAGUGCUUCCAAAAAAAGUUGACCUUGCUCUCAACGAAGUUGAAAGCCUUGAAGAUUUUUUUGCUGGAGACGCAGAAUGUAAAAAUGAUGCAGAGGAAUGCAAGAAGAACUCGAAAAGCGCUUGCAAGAUUGUUGUGCCCCGUCUUCAAUUACCAGUACGCAAAGGAAAAAAAAACAAAAACUCUUCUGCUGUAGUUUUAAAACAUAAAGAACGAACUUCAAAAACAACGAAUAAGAAGAGUAAUACUGGCCAACAAACACCUCGAGAAGAUAGUGAAACUGUGAACAAGAUCACUGAGAAAAUCGAAGGCACCACUGCCACCUCAUUCGCGGACGUGGAAAUGGAAGCUACGUCGAUCAAUACCAGUCUCCCUCAAGAACCUGCUGCGACAAUACUACUGAACAACGAAACUUCUCAAGUGCAAGCAGACUCGAACAUCACGGAAUUGAUAAAAAAGGAAUCGCGUGAAUCAAACAUCCUUGGCAAUGCUGAUUUCGAUAUGGAAAGCUUGGUCGCAGACUUGGAGUCGCAAAAUAUUGAACCAUGUACUUCGCCGAUUGGAGUGAUUCAUCUUAAUCUCUCGAAGAAGAGCAUUGUUGAUUGCAGCACUGGCCUCGCAGCACCGAAGACAUCUUCUUCUUCUUCCUCAGUAGUAGUAAAUAUAGUUGCUAGUCCUGGGAGAGCUAAUGACUUGGAAUCAAAAGGCGACUCGCAAGAUCUCAUUCCCGCUUCUACAUGGUCUGAAAUAGUUCAAGAACUUCCACUGGACGCUUCGCGCCAGAUUGCUGCCGAGGUAAACAAGCAAGUAUCUCGAUCUUCUUCGAUAAUAAUUUUGACGAGUGACGAUGACAAGGAGCAGGCGGGCAACAAGUCUAUCAACGUCCCUGUUCCUCAUGCUGCAGGACAAGACUGCCGUUGCUUGGACAUUGAGACAACGUGCACGGCAAAAGCAGCAGUUCCUGACCCACCGAAGAAGACUGUCCCCAUGAAGCGACGCGCCCUCAAGAAAUCGGCAAACAAUGAUAUUGCUCCUGACGCUAGCACUGACCUACCAGCAAAAAGGAAGCGCGUGAAUAACAAAGUGACCAAGUGCGCAGAUGAUAAGGAUCAAAUGCUCGGGGAAGAACUUCCGAUGAAUCUGAAAAAAAAAAUAGUAAAAAAAAUUGCAUCUAGUUUUAGCACAUCUACGUCGUCUGCAGCAAAUGACACGGCGACGACGAUCGAUCCGCUAGCGGGUGCCUCUGUGGAACCUCUAACUUUUUACGCUGAUGCAACUCCUAGCCUAAUGGAUCCAUCUACUACUCCAGCUACCCACGUAACUACAUCUGAAGCAAGUCAAUUUGUUUUUCAGAAAAACAGCAAUAGUAAUUCAGCAGCCGGAGCUUCGUCAUCCAGUUCGAGUUCAACGAACAACGAAAAGUCUUCUUCUUCUACGGAAAAAGAUAAUACACAAGCAUCGGACAACACUCAACGAGCCCAACAAGAUGAAACAGAAAAUCGACGUAAUGUUUUCACGGACAGGCGCAAGGCAGACGAUCCAACUGUGCAAGCAGGAGCAGACGAUCCUUCUGAUGCAAUUCGUGUUGACGGGUCUAGUUUGAACUGCAUUUGGGAAAUUCCCAAAAAUUACAAGGGAUGGUCCUGCUACCUAAUUACGAUUCUGAACGUGGACUUGUCUCCCGCCGAAGUUUUACAAGUUAUUAUGAACUCAGUGGCAGCGAAUGGCCACUCUGUGAUGCAGAUUCUAGUGCGAGCUGAAAAUAAUCGAUCCGGUGAAGGUCAACACUCACACGCAGCCAUACACGUGAAGUCCCGACUCAGGUUUCCGCACAUCAAAGAGCACGUAGACUUAAGAUAUUUAUCACGUACUCUCUUUUUUUCUCUGCUUAUUCACGACUAUUUUCGUCUGAAAAUGUGAAUAGCCUGCACAGAAAAGCAAGGAAGUGAGCCUUUUUAUUUUCAUGCAAAGCGACGAUUGGAACGAAGCAAAACAAAGCAAUAUCUAGCGAUUGGCGACCCCUUGCUUUUGAGUCGAGCGUGUUCUACCUCACGAUGCCCACAGGCAAGAAAGCAGCGUGCACCUUUGGACAGUGCGCACGAUGGACACUUAUGUAAUAUAUACUAGCUUAGAAAUCAGAUCUCCUCUUUCCCGUACUACUUCAAACACGUUUCACAUGACUUGGCGUCGCCUUCUAACCCCUACCCGUCGCUGGUGCAACGAGACUUGUUAUGGCGUUGAUACUGACUCUUCUACAAUGACAUCUUCGCACUCAAAUGCUGGAAAGAAUAUUUCACAACGCAUUUAGCGAAGUAGUCGUUGUAGAUGCACGGUUGCUUUUCUAAUUCUUGACGAGAUAGCGCGAGGAGCGCCAGACUGUAAAGAAAAAAACGAAAUGGAUAAUGAUUAUGAAUGGGGAUAAUAAGCAAAACUUCUCAUUAUACUUUUUAAAUUAGUUUCUCGAGCUAAGUCUUACUUCCUCAAUAUCGCCGCCCUAGAGCGUGCGCUUUUGUUACUCGACUUCUUCAUCGACCCGAAUUUUACCAGAACUACGUUGUGCAUAAAUGGAAGCGUGUAGAAGACUUGGUGAAAAUGGCUCACGAAGACUCACGACUUCGACGACAUUGCUUUAGAGGCAAUGGCGACUUCACAAAAAAUUAAGAAGACUACAUGCGUACUUCACAGAAAAAGAAUCUCAAACAUGAGAUGCAUGCUUUGUGCGUGUAAAGUACUUAUGGGGUCCGCGUCUAAUAAUUAUUUUUUACUGUUAGAAGAUUUGCCCACUUGCUCGAAUCUUACGAGGACGACAUGAACCUUUACGACUCCCUGCUCAAGCCAAGCAGAGCGAACCCAGAACAUCUUAUGGCAAUUCCUUUCUUCAAGUGGUGACUUACUGAUCCAGUAUCAAUAUUUCUCAGUAUAGCAUAUGACUCUAGUUGCAACUUCGCUCACUUUGCUAGCCUUCAUCUUCUAAUGCAAGAUGUGCGUACUACGAUAUCUGGCAGAAAGCAGUGGAGAUCCAAACGGAAAAAUCGUCCCGGCUUUUUGCAUUCGAAAUCCUGCACUUAAGGCUUCACUACCUUGCUUGUACUACAAAUUUGUUUUAUUUGUAAGACUACUUUUCCAAAUGGAAAAAGUCUACGCAAUACAUAAUACAAAGAUUUCUAAUGCUCUGGGCGAAUCUCGGACGGGUAAGGGGCAACUACUUCUUGGUAGUCGGAGUUCCUGGAUCUGGAAAGUCAGCUUUCGCAACGGAGCCGCUGAAGCGUAAGAUUAACUUUAUCCCUUGUCUCGUAAAUAAUUUAUUUUCCACUUCGUGACUAUUGUAGGCAAAAAAAAAAUGAUGAUGCAACUUAAGCUAAGUUCAACUCAUCACACGUCACAACCUCUUCUUCUUUUACCUCGCGCAAUUCCUUCAUUUCUGGCCAGUUAUUUUGGGAAAAAAAAACUUCGAUAUGGCUUCUGGUUGUGGAUCCUACGGGCUCCUCGAUAUCCUCGACCGCAACAUUAAAGCGUUCUGCGUGGACGAGGUCGUGCUUUCACGUUGGGCUUCGUUGCUAGGCACGGGGACAGGAUCCGGAGGAUGGUUCAAGAGGUUACUGAACUUCCUAACUACCAGACAGAUCGAAGUUCCUGUUCCUCGAAACUGUACGAGAGACGACGCACUCUGGGAUAACCCUGCGCCAUGUUUCGGUAGCACGACAGAAGAACUGUUUCUCUUAAGGACGUCCAAUGCUCGCUCAUAGUGCAACUCUGCUUUUUACGUAAUGCACUGCUUGCAACUUCUUGUUUUCCUGACACCUUUUAUCAAGUCUAACUUAUGCGAUGGGAGAGGACACCGAAUUCAAAACUGAGAAGCGAGUUGUACUUGAAAACGAACAACUUCGACAACGAUGCAAAUAUAGACUCUGGAAUGUGGACCUAACCAAAAAACUACCUUCACAAUUUGGGCCAAAGGCUCAAGCAAAAAAUCUUUGGGACAUCUGCGCCAUAUGCUUUUCGCAUCAUUUGAAGUUAUGGCUAUGCUACAUGGUACUAUCCGCGCCAAUCCCUUACUUUUUUUAUAUUUCAUUUCUAUACCCCAAGAUUACCAAGUGCUUCAACAUUGCCUACUCUCGUACUCUAAUGACCGACGCGCAUGAUCAUUAUGACGUGCUUCUGGACCAACAUCUUCAAUGCUUGGAAGUACAGGAAGGAGAAGCCGAGGAGUCCGUUGAUGAAUUUGCUGUCGAUAUUUCUCCAGAUGAAUGCACUGAUCAUGAACCCGAACAAGUCUUGGAGCAGGCUGCUGAUGAAAUUUUAGGCAGUAUUUCUGUUCCUUUUUCUGCAUUCGACGAUGUUGAAGGUAUGGCUUUUUGAACCAUAUUAAUAUUCACGUUGAUAAUAUUGAUCAUGCCCAACACAUGAACUUUCUAUUCUUGGUAGUGCAAUUAAUAUGACUAUGCAUAUAUGUACUACAAUUUGCAAGAACAAGGAUACUAAUAAUAAAACUGAUGCUGAUUGACAUGCUAUAGGGUGUAUCAUUGCAAUAAUUAUAGUUUUCAUCUGUCAAAAGUAAAGCUCUUUUCCAUGAAAGUAAGACUAUAGUUACACAGUCAGUGAUAAUGUAUAUUUGCACUCCAUGCAUUACAAGCAUAUACAAUACUUCGCUCUUGGUAGUCGCAUACAUUGCAAGAGAAUAAAGCUUUCAUGUACAGUCAUUCUCUUGGGCUACACUGCAAGAAAUAGAAACCGAUAUUAUUCAUCCAUCAUGUACACACUUCCACUAGAAUUGUAAAGGGCAAUACUUUCGCGCACGUAUAGACUCUAAUGAAACUCAUCCCUUAAGUGUGCUCCUUGUUCAUGAGAAUCG